GUUUCGGCAUUUUGGACAACCAAAGCAGAGGGACAGGUGCAGAUGGGGCCGUUCUCUCCCUUCAACCUCUCCCUUGCGGUUUUCCUGGCUUUCCUUUCCCUGCAAGGCGCAGACUCCAGCUGCCUCACAGGCUGGCUCAAGCGAGGAAAUCAAUGCUUUGGGUUCUUCAAUGUUACUAUGCAAUGGCAAGAUGCAGAGGUUGCCUGCCAGGCCUUUGGUGAGAAUGGCCAUCUUGCCUCCAUUCACGAUGAAGACGACAUGAAGGCCCUGUCGCAACAUCUGAGCCAGAACUAUAAAGGGAGUCAACAUAUAUGGAUCGGGUUGCACAACCCCAACACUGGGAGUGAAAACAACUGGCAGUUCAAAUGGACAGAUGGCACCACUGGAAGAUACACUCCUUGGGCGCCUGGGCUACCCAGUAUUGACACCGACGAACACUGCGUGGAACUCUUCAGCAAUGGUGAGGAGCAAAAGGAGGAAGCCAUGGGGUGCUUCAGAGAUGGAGGCUGA
This is a messenger RNA of Podarcis raffonei (Aeolian wall lizard), 510 nucleotides long. Its product is annotated as C-type lectin-like. The transcript has 5 exons. Bases 43 to 510 code for a protein of 155 amino acids. NCBI's taxonomy places the organism in Eukaryota, Metazoa, Chordata, Lepidosauria, Squamata, Lacertidae. Gene Ontology annotation, molecular function: signaling receptor activity. The record is from RefSeq and is a predicted model, not a curated record.